Messenger RNA from Leptopilina boulardi, 1521 nucleotides. RefSeq lists its product as uncharacterized. Gene Ontology annotation, biological process: DNA integration. Gene Ontology annotation, molecular function: nucleic acid binding. The coding region runs from base 1 to 1521 and encodes 506 amino acids. The record is from RefSeq and is a predicted model, not a curated record. NCBI's taxonomy places the organism in Eukaryota, Metazoa, Arthropoda, Insecta, Hymenoptera, Figitidae. The transcript has a single exon.
AUGAUGCAACUAGUUGUAGCACAAAAUAAUUGCAUACCCGAUGUCGCGCGCUUUUCUUCUUAUCAGCGAUUGUUAGGCAGUACAGCUCAAAUUCUGUUAGCGAUAAAUAAAAUGAAAGGAAAUAAAAAACAAACGUUGUCCCUCGAACAUUUGCAGGCAGCAGAAAAACUAAUAUUGUUAGAAUCGCAAAAACAGAGUUUUUCAGACGAAAUUAAGGAAUUACAACGCGGAAAUCCGGUAAAAAAAUCCAGCCGCCUCGCAGCAUUAAAUCCAAUACAAGGGAGUGAUGGUUUACUAAGAUUACAGGGUAGGAUUGAGGAAGUAGUUGAUACCUCUUUUGAAAAUAAACCAAUAAUAUUAUACGGCAAAAAUCCAGUUACGAGAUUAUUGUUAAAAAAAUAUCAUGUCAAUCAAAAACAUGCGAGUCCAAACACUGUAAUUAACGAAAUCCGUCAGAAAUAUUGGAUUCUAAAUUUGCGAAACUCCUUGCGCUCGGUUGGGACUGGUUGUCAAUAUUGUAAGUUAAAAAGAGAAACCCCUAAAGUACCAAUAAUGGGAAAAUUGCCUUCUGCAAGGUUAGCUUAUAAAAAUCGACCAUUUACUUAUAGCGGUUUGGAUUACUUUGUUCCAUUAAUGGUAUCAGUAGGCAGAAAGACUAGGCUUUCAAAAGGAGAGCAAAAGCGUUGGGUAGCCUUGUUCACCUGUUUAACAACCCGAGCUAUGCACUUGGAGUUGGUAAAUAAUUUAAGCGCAGACUCUGCUAUAAUGGCCCUUAGUAGGAUGUCAGAUCGGAGAGGUAAACCCCUUGAAAUAUAUUCUGAUAAUGGGACAAAUUUUCGAGGAGCAGACAAGGAGCUGCGUGAAUCCUUGCACCUACUUCGUUUUGACGUUCAACAAGAAUCUGCCACCAGAAAAGGGAUAAAAUGGUGUUUUAUCACACCGGGAACCCCCCACAUGGGAGGUUCUUGGGAACGCUUAAUACGCUUAGUGAAGGUAGCUCUAAAAAUGAUUCUAAAAGAACAGUCUCCCAAAGAAGAGACUCUGUGUACCCUUUUUACCGAAGUAGAGCACUCGGUCAAUUCGCGUCCCCUGGUCGACGUAUCCUUGGAUCCUCGAGAUGAAAAAGCUUUAACCCCAAAUCAUUUCCUGAUAGGUGCUUCGACAGGAAAUUUAACAUAUCAACAUGAGCAUCAAAUCAAGUGCCCGAAAAAACAAUGGGAAAUGGCGCAAUAUUUUGGUGAUUAUUUUUGGAAGCGAUGGUUGCGGGAAUAUCUUCCUUCACUGCUUCCACGAAAAAAAUGGGUAGUUGAAUCCGAACCAUUAAAAAUAGGCGAUGUAGUUCUGAUUGUCGAUAAUCAAGUGCCUAGAAAUGUAUGGUUAAAAGAGAUAAUCGAAAGAUUAUUCCCUGGGCAGGAUGAUAGAGUGCGGGUUGUAGAAGUGCGUACAACAAAACGGAAAUUUAUAAGACCCGUUAAUAAAUUAAUAAAAUUGACAGAGAUGGCGAAAGUACAAGCUUCAUAG